Molecule: messenger RNA, 776 nt
Organism: Saccostrea cuccullata (small rock oyster)
Lineage: Eukaryota; Metazoa; Mollusca; Bivalvia; Ostreida; Ostreidae
Exons: 4
Coding region: 66-548 (160 amino acids)
Source: RefSeq, a predicted model, not a curated record
UAUGAUAAUGGAUUUAGCAGAAUUUAAGCAACACUUGAUGUAGUGUCAUAACGUACAAAACAAAUAUGGCGGAAUACAAUAAUUUGAAACUAAGUAUUUUGUUCCUGAUUACAACUUAUAAAACGACUGAAGGUUCCUGUUAUAUUUAUUACGACGGUCCUAACGAGAUCCAAGAUUGCUCCGAUAACACUAUAGCCCUAGCUAUACUAGGUGGUUCCUAUGGGGGUUUGCUCGGGCUCGGCAUCUUUGUUAGUCUUAUCGUCUGCAUAUGUUGCAUGCAGAGGAAAAACAGGGAAUGGAGUCACGGAGCAGUCAUCAUUCAAACACUCCCAGGAGUUGAUAACCCCAAUGCUUAUCUUUCUGGACACCAGCAGGUUCAGCAUUCUACAUUGACUGGUACAGGAAUUACUCAAAAUCCCAACAUCAUGAUGACACCGACCAAUUAUGGACGUAUACAAGGGCAAGACGCAACACCUGUGAAUUUCCAAAUAGCAACUUUGAAUGCUGGUGCAAAUCCAACAGGAACUGUUCAGCAAGAAAACAAUUAAGAAUACACUUCCAUUAAUGCAUUGAAAAUAUUGAAAUACUGUAAAACAACUUUUCUUCGCGUGCGACAAAUAUUCACGUUUUACGACUUUCUUUUACUAAUAAAUAUUAUUCGCAGCGAACCCUAAAUUAUGUUAUGAAUUUAUGAAGAAUAUUUGCUCCGUCGCGAAAAUUCAUUCUUUUAGAUCAAUUAUAUAUUUUCCCAUUUUACAAAGCGUAUUGUCAAGGAG